AUGAUUCUCCCUGGCACCAAUUCGAUUCCAAAAAACGACUCCCUGUCCUAUGUAGGAACUGCGGCCCACACCUCUUCACUGAUAUCACGUGGUGGUGGAGGUUCGCCGUCCGAGUCAUCUCUGACGUCGCGUGUCAAUCCAAGCAUCUGCGCACGGUGCUGGGCGUCCGCUGCCUUGGAGGCCGACAUAUGGCCCUCGCAAACUGCAGCCCUUUGGGUAGCACCUGCUGUUCUCCACUCUGCAGCUGCUACUGCCCUCCGUUCUGCGGUUGCUGCUGCCCUCCACUCUGCAGCUGCUGCUGCCCUCCGCUCUGCAGAUGUUGUUGCCCUCCGCUCUGCAGCUGCUGCUGCCCUCCGCUCUGAUUGGGCUGCUGCCCUCCGCUCUGCAGCUGCUGCUGCCCUCUGCUCUGCAGCUGCUGCUGCCCUCCACACUGCAGGUCCUGCUGCACUCCUCUCUACAGCUGCUGCUGCCCUCCGCUCUGCAGCUGCUGCUGCCCUCCGCUCUGCAGCUGCUGCUGCCCUCCGCUCUGCAGCUGCUGCUGCCCUCCGCCCUGCAGCUGCUGCUGCCCUCCACUCUGCAGCUGCUGCUGCCCUCUACUCUGCAGCCGCUGCUGUCCUCCGCUCUGCAGGUGCAGCUGCCCUCCGCUCUGAUUGGGCUGCUGCCCUCUGCUCUUUAGCUGCUAUUGCCCUCUUCUCUGAUUGGGCUGCUGCCCUCCGCUCUGCAGCUGCUGCUACCGCAUCCCCACCGGCGGCUGUCGGCCUCUUUCCCGGCCCCCCUGCUGUCCGCCCAAUUGCAGGUCCCACCGGCCCCCCACCGGCGGCUCCCGCUGCCUGUCUCCCUCGCCGCCCUCCGACGCCUCCGUUCCUGCUGCCAUGCGAGACGUGGCACGACUAA
Messenger RNA from Closterium sp. Yama58-4, 894 nucleotides. Lineage: Eukaryota; Viridiplantae; Streptophyta; Zygnematophyceae; Desmidiales; Closteriaceae. The record is from the annotation of a GenBank genome assembly.